Messenger RNA from Ctenopharyngodon idella (grass carp), 2384 nucleotides. Its product is annotated as rootletin. The transcript has 4 exons. The record is from RefSeq and is a predicted model, not a curated record. Bases 190 to 1518 code for a protein of 442 amino acids. NCBI's taxonomy places the organism in Eukaryota, Metazoa, Chordata, Actinopteri, Cypriniformes, Xenocyprididae. Gene Ontology annotation, molecular function: GTP binding.
UUCUGUGCACUUGAACCAAACCACAUCCUGUGCUCAAGUGUUGUUUCAGUCUGUAGUGAUGGUUUGAUUCUAUUAAUUUGUUUGAAUAGCUACUGGAUCGAACAGUGCUUAUUUUGCUCUUUCAAUUUUUUAUUUAACUAAAAUUAACUUGCUUUUCAGGAUUGUAUCCAAAUCUUUUCCAUAUUCAACAUGGCACAAAGACUACAAAAGAGAGAUGAAACAUUAUCAGAUGAAGAAAAACAACCCACAGACUUCAUUAAAAGACUUAGAUUCAUUGUCCUUGGAAGCGAUGAGGUUCUGAUAAAUGAAGCCUGUGAUACCAUUCUUAGGUCAACAGAUGGCAACAGAAUGGAUACCAGUAAACGUGGUGGAUCAUGUGUGUGUAGAGAAUCUUGUGUCAGCGGACGACAUGUCUCUGUAGUAAAAACACCCGCUUAUUGGCUGGAAAACUUGAAAACGUACCUCUUCUUCAGGAGCAGAGUCAGAGAUUUGAAAAGUGACAUGGAGUUUUGUUACUCAAUGGUGUUUCCUGGACCUCAUGCAUUUCUGUUAGUGCUUGGAGAUGUGCAAAACUCUGGUAAAGAGCAUUAUCUCCUACGAGCUCUCUGUGAAGUGUUUGGGCAGGAGGUCUUAGACUACAGUAUGGUGUUAUUUAUGCAUGAAUACAGUAAAAGCGAUAUAGACAGGAACCAUUGUGUCAGAAAGUGCAGAACAAAGCCCCACAUUUUAAAGGACAAUGAGGACAAUGUCCUAAAGCUGUUCCAUGACGCUACUGGGACAAUGAUGAAACAGAGAAAAGGGAGCUUUUUUACAAAGGAUCUUGAGUUGCUAGACAAAGCCGAAGCUUAUUUUAAGAAAGAAUUUGAUGCUACAUAUGAGGAGAGGGAGAGUAUACUGAGAGGAGAUUUGGCAGAAAUGAAAACAACAGAGGAAAAUCUAAGAACUAAAAUUACAGAAAUGGAAAAACAGAAUUCUGAAAAUGUGGAAGAAUUACAAGAUCUGCGUGAAGAACUGGAUCAGUUAAGGGAAGAACUGGAUGCUCAUAGAGCCAGAGAGAAUCAGUUAAGGAAAGACUUGGAUGCUUCCAUAGGCAGAGAGAAUCAGUUAGGUCAACAGAUUGAUGCUCUCAAAGAGAAAAACUAUGAACUAAAAGAAGAGUUGUUUGACCUUAGGGAUCAUAAGAGACGGGUCAAUGCAGAACUGACCGCCUCCAAUGAAAGAGAGAGUCAGCUGAUGUCUGACUAUGAGAAGCUACAAAGAGAACUGGAGCAACUCAAAGGCAACGAGAAAAAGAAUCCAAGAGAAUCAAAGGACAUAGAAGAAUUACUGCUCACAGAGAGAAACAGAUUACAGGCGCAAAAAGAAGUACAGGCCUCAGCACAAGAAGAGGAACUGGAUGAGAGAAAGAGAAAAUUGCUGCAGACAGUCGCUGAAUCACAGCAUGGCAUUCAUAUCUCAACAGCAGUUACUCCCCCUAGUGUGUCUGAAAGUGAGCUCAAAACUCCAGCUACUCCCUGAUUGCACUGAAGCACUGAAGGAUUUUCCAGGUUUCCAGUGAAGAGCUGGUGAAAUCAUCACAAGUUCAGACUGAAGGGGUGAUUUACAGUUCCCUCCUCUUGUAUUACAUAAUGAAUAUGGAAUCAUAGUUUAAAUCUUAAACCCACUGCAUCUAUUCUGGUAUUAAUGCUAAUUAUAUCUGCAGUUGGUGUAUGUGAGGUGACUGAAGGUCUAACCCAAAACAGUUUUACGCAUCUAGACCGGCUUGUAUUUUAUAAGCUAUAAAAGUGUGGAGAACUUUGUCUUCAGUAAACUCUCUGUCAGACGACUGAUUUCAACUUUGACUCUGGGUCUUCAUAUUGCAUACUGGCCUCUUUAUGAAGUCAAACUGUGUUUCCCAACAUGACCCUCACAGGUGGAUACUGGGGUAAAAGUUCUUGUCCUCCAUAAAAAUAUUUAGUAACUCUAAAGACUAAUGAGUUGAAACUCCUUUAACUCUGCACACACAGUUUUUUUCCCCAUAUUCACUUCAUAGGAUUGUAUUAUUAGCCAUAUUCAGUAUUAUAUAUAUUUUUAAAAACUGCGCUAGAUGACAUUUUACUCAAAAAAUUGGCAAAAGUGUGUGUGUUUUAGUCUGAAAUGAAUGUUGUAAUAUUGCUGCAGUGUCUUGUUGCUGGGCUCUUCUAUGUUGUAUUGGACUUUUUAUGUUAACAAAAGUUAUAAGAUAAUAAAAUCAUUUCAGCAAUAUUGUCAUGUCUAUGUAUUUAAUAUAUGUUGAUUAUGUGUCUAUCCAGGUCAGGAUGACUUAUGAGCAGCAACAUUUUAAUUUUGGGUGUGUCAUUUAUGCCCCACUUGCCAGAAUGGGGGUUGCAUGGUAAGGGGUUUAG